Akanthomyces muscarius is the source of this 636-nucleotide messenger RNA. RefSeq lists its product as uncharacterized. The transcript is spliced from 4 exons. Bases 1 to 636 code for a protein of 211 amino acids. Lineage: Eukaryota; Fungi; Ascomycota; Sordariomycetes; Hypocreales; Cordycipitaceae. The record is from RefSeq and is a predicted model, not a curated record.
AUGAAUACCCACCAAGCCUUUGACCCUGCUGCCUUGACUGGCGUCAAUUGGUCCAACUCAAACUAUUCUAAUCUGGAUGACGUCUGUUUCAACAUGGGAGACUUAAACGAAUACCGCAUCGCCCGCGUGGCUGAAGUGCUGUCUGACUUUCGAGAUCUCCAACACUGCAUCGCCUCGGGAAAUGUCAGUGCCCCUUGCGAGGCUGACCACUUCACGCCGGCAUGGACAUUGUUGCGUCAAUGCGUCGCAGAGGGUCAGUUUAUCCUCGAGUGCUCCGCCGACAUAUCCUAUCCAGUCGGUCAAAACGAACACGAACAGAAGAAGCUUGAACUUCAACAUGUGCUGCUCGAUGCGUACGCUCGUCGACACGAGGCCCAGAAAAUUUACCUGCGCCAGAUGGCAGCUCAGCGAUGUAUAAGCGCUCGCAAGCAGAUUCUCGACACUACCGGAGGUCCUAGCCCAUCCAACGAAUUCCAAUUGUAUGCUUUGGAUGCCCAACUGCAGCAGGAGGUGCAACAAAUUACAGACGAGUCUGUCUAUCUGGACCUGCUUGGCGGUGACCAGAGUCUUGGCCGCUGGACGGUCGAGGAUCCUGGCCUCUUUGACAUUCUCAAUUGGCUGAGUACCCGCUCGUAA